GUCGCCGUGCUGUCUAGAUAUGUAUUUCCUGGUUCCCCUGCUGGGAGAUAUUUGUCCCGUUCCGUGUAACGCCGCAGGGAGCCAUGGCGGAGGCCCGGUGCCCGGCCGAGGGGGAGGAAUAGCGGAGCCCGACAGCGGAGGCGAUGCGGACAACUUUGUGGUGGAGGUUGGUGAAGUUCUCCGUCGCUUCAGCUGUUCUCGUCCUGUCCGCUCACCUCCUGCUGAGCCCCGGCAGCCGACGCUCCACGGAGCCGCCCACGCUGUCCGCGGGGGAGUACCGGCUCCUCUCCCCGGACUCCUACCACUACCUCCUGAACCAACCCGCCGUGUGCCGGGACAGAAGCCCCUUCCUGGUGUUCCUGGUCCCGGUGGGCCCUCAGGAGGCGGGAGCCCGGGAGGCCGUGAGGAGGACAUGGGGCGGCUCGGCCCGGGACACCGUCACCCUGUUCUUCACGGGGCUCCCGGAGGGGGACCCGGGGUCGGCGGUCCAGGAGGAGCUGGAGGAGGAGAGCAGGCAACAGGCGGACAUCAUCCAGAUGAACUUCGUGGAUAGUUACCACAACCUGACCAUCAAGACCGUGCUGAUGAUGCGGUGGCUGGCCACGCACUGCCCCGCGGCUUCCUACGCCAUGAAGGUGGACGCGGACAUCUUCGUCAACGUAUUCCAGCUGCUGGACCGCCUGAGGAGCUCCCCCCGCCGGGGCUUCAUCACCGGCUCGGUCAUCCGGGACGGCAGGCCGAGGAGGGACCCCAGCAGCAAGUGGUAUCUGUCCGAGGAGCUGUACCCCGAGGACAGCUUCCCUCCCUACGUGUCCGGGGCCGGGUACGUGUUCUCCGCCGAGCUGGCCUCCAGGAUCUCCUGGGCCUCCAGGUCCGUCCGGGUCAUCCCGCUGGAGGACGUGUAUGUGGGCUUGUGUCUGCGGGUGCUGGGGGUCCGGCCGGUGUACUCCUACAGCCUGCCCUCCUUCAGGAACCUGUUCGAGAUCCGCAGCCUGCAGUACGACAGGUGCACCUUCAGCAGACUGGUCCUGGUCAACGGGUUCAGGCCUCAGGAGCUGCUGCAGGCCUGGGAGGACUUCUCCAGAGGUCACCACAGCUGCUGACCGGUUUAUACAUCUGCUGACCGGUUCAUAUAGGAAAGGAAGCCAUUAGAACCAAAGACGUGUUUAGGGUUUGGAGAGAGCAGUUCUACUGAAGUCAGCUCUUCUCUGGAGUUGAGGUCAAUCAGCUGAUUAGUUGAUGAACAGAAACAUCUCAGCGGUUCUGAUCAUCCACUAGUCACUCCUCUGAUGGUGUCUCCUGCAGUAAUGCUCCAUCAGAUGUCUGAAAAUGAAACAGGCAGAUAAUAGCAGCUUUAUUUUCAUUAUUGAUGAGUCUGUGGAUUGGUUUCUGUUAGUUAAUUGAUUCAUUUUUGUGCAAAAAGUGCAAAAUUAUUCACUUCAGUCACAUAGAAGCAGCAACUACAGUUCAGAAGCUGAAAAUACAGAAAUGCACGACUAAUCAAUUACCAAAUAUCUUAAAUUUAUUUUGAUUGCUACAACAGACCUUUUAUUUAAAAAAAUGUCACUUUAUACAGAUUUAAAAGAAUGUAGUUAUGACAGAAGUAUUAUGAUAAUCGAUAAUUGAAGUCAUUUUAAAUGCAAAAGUCUCAAACAUUUGAUGGAUUCACUUUCUGAAAUGUGACUGAAUCUCAUUGAGAAAAAGAAUCUUCAGAUGAAUCGAUAAUUAAAAUAAAUGAAAGGUGCCUGAUUUUAGGGUUGAUUUCUCUUUCCAAAAUAAUGUACUUUAAAUAGAGCGAACAACGAAUACAAAACGAAUCAAAAAUAUGAAUAAUGGUCGAUUGUUUUCUCAGUUGAUUAAUCAAAUGCCAGAAAGGGAGAAAAGCCACCAGUUUCCCAGAGUUUGAAGUGACAGCUUCCACUGUUCGGUGCUGCUGAAAUCCCCAGACUUAUUUUUGCUUUUGGAAUGAGUAAUUAAUAGAGAAAAGACUUGUUAGUUGCAGCCCUGCUUGUAUUAACCGAUCACUGUGUUCUCCAAAGAUCUGUCUUCAUACACCACCGUUCAAAAGUCUGGGGUCACUUAGAAAUGUCCUUAUUUUUGAAAAUCAGGACUAAUGGUGUUGAAAACCUCGUUGGUGAUUAGAAAACCCUUGUGCAGUUAUGUUGGCACAUGAAUAAACGUGUGAGUUUUCAUGGAAAACAUGGAAUUGUCUGGAUGAUCUCACACUUUGACCGGAAGUGUAGAUGUAUUUGCUUAGUUUCUAUAUGUUUUUCUGUGCCUCUAAACCACCCGUUAAGCCUCAAACCGAUAAUUGGUCUUUCUUUCAUUUUCUGUAUCCGAAUAACCAGAUUGUACGUUCCAGUUAGGAAGCAAUAGUCCAUUAACUCUUUAAAGGAGUCUCUUUAUUUUUGGGAAGUCGAGGUGCUUGAGCUUCUUCCUGCUGUAGGUCUGACCUGCCACUUUCUGCUUUAUACCAAAGACUUUUUGAAGAGUGUUCUUCAGUUGGUGCCUGACGUGUUGAGGUCCAUGUGCCUUUACCCAGCAACAUACUGGGCCUUAUGCAAAAACAUUUUUCUAUCCUUGGAACCCUGUGACUUCCUCCUCUGAGGUUAUGUGACUCCAGGUUAGACUCACCAGACUGUCUGAACUGGACGUUGUUGUAAGUUGCUGUACGGGCCUGAUGGGUUUAGUCUGUUCAUGACUUUUUUGACAGGCCUAGCUUCCUUCUUCCUGUAGAGACAGUCUGAUGAAGGCCACAGAUUCCUGUUAAUCCACUGCUAUGCUGCACUGAACUCCAUAUUUGUUUGUAGGAGUGGUUCUUGCAUGAGACUCAGUAUGAUAGAAGAUUUAAAAUCUCAGCUGUUGCACUGCUGCUUUUCAUUAGAAUCUAGACUUUCUACCAGAACCUGCUGCUUGUUAGUCGGAUUACUGUGCCUGUUCAUGGACAGAAUGAACCUCGUGACACUGUGCCUAUUUCUGUAUGUGCUGUAGUUGUAGCUGACAGCCAGCAGGUGGCAGUAUGGAGCUGUGCUGCUGAUAGACCAUUACCUUCAACAGUCGUAUUUAUGAAGGAAAUAACUUUUGCUGUGUCCUGAGCACCAAAAUGCCUCAUAGAUUUAUACCUCGAUAAAAUCCUGGGUUUGCCUGUUCGGAAGCCUUUUUUUUUCCUGGAGUAGGGAAACUUGCUGUUGCUGUUUUAUUAUUGCUGCAAUCACUACAGCUGCUACUCCCUGGGCUUCAUUGGAGAGUUUUAUGCUUGAAUGAAAUGCUGUUUUCAGACUCAAUAAAAGCCUUGGAAAAAUA
Amphiprion ocellaris (clown anemonefish) is the source of this 3303-nucleotide messenger RNA. It is a transcript of the gene b3galt8, whose product is annotated as beta-1,3-galactosyltransferase 8. The record is from RefSeq and is a predicted model, not a curated record. Gene Ontology annotation, molecular function: N-acetyl-beta-D-glucosaminide beta-(1,3)-galactosyltransferase activity. Bases 144 to 1103 code for a protein of 319 amino acids. Gene Ontology annotation, cellular component: membrane. The transcript has a single exon. NCBI's taxonomy places the organism in Eukaryota, Metazoa, Chordata, Actinopteri, Pomacentridae.